Molecule: messenger RNA, 2364 nt
Organism: Marchantia polymorpha subsp. ruderalis
Lineage: Eukaryota; Viridiplantae; Streptophyta; Marchantiopsida; Marchantiales; Marchantiaceae
Source: the annotation of a GenBank genome assembly
AGUCGCCAUGUUCAUGAUUUGAAGAACUCGACAGUGCCGGCAUGUACUUGAAACUUUCAAAACGCGUGGAAUAUACUUAAAGCAUGACAGUCCUGGUCUGCGAAAAUGUAGCACUUCCUAUGAAACACAUUCGCAAUGGGGCUGCAAGUUUGAUACUCAUUCCAUCCGUUAUCAGUGCGCGAUUCAGAAGACAUGUCUCAACUAUAUGGCUGCUAUCUCUUGACCCAGGUACCAAGCGUUCAAGUUUUCAUGGAGCACGCUAGUUCUAUGUCCCAGAAGCAGAACAACAAACGAGCACACCACUGCAAUCUGAAAUCGGUGAUCAUUAACUUGUAUUCUUCUCACAACUGCUCCCGAGCUUCAUGCUUUCGGUCAAGCUUUGGUACUCGAGUACCAAAGAUCAUCAAUAUUUCGAGGCAAGAUUUCAAAGCUGACUCAGGAAGUGGACGUGGACCUCAGACGCAAUCUGUAUUAAGAUAUUCCCAGAGCGAGACGGCCCGCAGCAUAGUGGCCGAGAGAAAGAGAGAUACGACUCGGAUGUUCACUCAGCAUGCUUUCCAGGAAACGUGGAUGACGGUUAUCGAAGCAGUCUUAGCUUCUGCGCUUGUGAAGAAACUUGAAUAUAUCGAAAGAAUUCAAGCAGUCUUGCGGCUGACAUUCAGAUUGCAUCAAAGAGAAUUCAAUCUUAUGAAGAAACUCUAUCAGUACACGGAAAAAUCUUCGUUGAGAGAUGGCAAUUUCUUCCAAGCGAUGUCGUCAAUGUCGCAGGACACAAGAGAGAUGGCUCGGAAUGCAUCUUCUUAUAAUUCUGCGGUCUGCAGAGUUUGUGUCGAUAUCCGUGGACUUCACACACGCUUAUUGAGACACUUCCUCAUGCAUCGAUUGGACGCUGUCACUCAACUCGUAUACAGGACUCUAGUAACGCUGCACUGCACAUCAACUUCAGAAUCAAAUUGUUCCCCGUAUGAAACUUGGAUACAGACAUUUUUUAUGGAUAAGAAUCAUGAGGAUGAUGAACGACAUCGACAUCAUAAGAUUCCCAUGUCGACAGUUUCUGCCGUGGUAGAUGAGGAGCAACUUACAGAAGGUGCCCAGUACGAACGGCCCUCCUCAUCAAUAAAAUAUACCUCUGAUAUGUCUAUCCGUAAGCAACGUCCAGAUCUCUGGCCUGUGACAGUAGCCAGCUUUGACAUAGUUCUCCAUUCAGAUACACUCAUUAUGACGGUUCAUGUGGGAGCCAAGUUCUGCCGAGGACACACGUCCAGCCGGCUCAGUCACACAUUAAGAUAUUGGGUCGAGUUGCCUACAUUACCAAAUUUCCCGGAUCUACUGCCUUUGGUCCCGGAAGAGCUCUACGAACAAUCUGAGAAGCAGCUGCCAUAUGCACAUGUCUGGAUACGCUCAGUACUCAGCGAAGUAUCUGAAACCCUGCAGUACUAUUUUACUGCUCACUCCUGUUGCAAACCGUCUGCCGAUGCCGUGAAACAAGUGUCGCUGAAUCUACUGCUCUGGAGUGGCUCUGGCUCUAGUCUAGACCUGAUGCAUUGCUCCUCGUUUGACUACAAAUGCUGCAGUUUCAUCCGGCCACGCAUCGUUGACAGAGUUGUUCUCGAUAGUAUGACCUCACCUCGCUCGCUGGCCAAUGGCUGUCGGAAUGUUCUGCACGCUCAUCUAUCUAUCAAACGGGACGGAUGCAUGUCUUCGAAAUGCAGCUUCUCUGAAUCUCCUCGUUCAUUUCUUCUGCUCCGUCGUCCAAAUGUCUGCCGUUUCCGCGCAUCAACUUCAGUACAGCCUCGGCUUCUACAUCUGUCAUUAUCCUGCUGCCACUCCAGAAACCAAUCGCCUUCAUCUGAGAGGGUACAUAAAUCCUGUAUCCAAGAGCUUCCUACAGUUUUCUGCAAACGUCUCGUGCUUUCGAGGGUUGUCGUAGUACCGACUUUCGACUCGAACCCUCAUCCGCCUGGAACAAAAGGCAGGCAGCUUUGUUUGCGUCGCUACGAAUCAUUAGUCACAUUCCGUCCUCAAUCCUCCACAUCCGCAUUCGAAUCCCGAGCAGCCAGGCACCUUCGACUGUUCUUCGAGAAGCUGCUGACAGGACUGCUCCGAUGUUGUUGUAUAUCACCACUGGCCAACAAACACUCCCUUAUGGACACGGACUCUGUGCAAAAUAAGUCAUCGUCCUCGUGUCGCAGUAUUGUACAAGCUGCAAUCAACGACAAUCUUCUCCUCUCCAAAAGCUCCUCGGUGGCAUCGGGACUGAUGCUAGCCAGCGCUUUCGGAUGUGGCGUAUGGAUCCAGUUCCAUGAGUUGAACGAAGCAGAAAACAUGAGCUGGCAUGCGUUGAAUAAACUCCGAAGGCCUUGA